Molecule: messenger RNA, 1488 nt
Organism: Phycomyces blakesleeanus NRRL 1555(-)
Lineage: Eukaryota; Fungi; Mucoromycota; Mucoromycetes; Mucorales; Phycomycetaceae
Exons: 1
Coding region: 1-1488 (495 amino acids)
Source: RefSeq, a predicted model, not a curated record
AUGCAUCUACAAGGCCUAAGGUAUUCUGUAUGUGCUUUAUUAUUGGCUUUCAUACCAAAAUGCUAUGCUCCACCAAUCCAACAAGACAGCAUCGAAUCAACCAAUACAAUGGCUAUCAUUUCAAUUCUACGAACAGUUAUGCUCGGUUACAUGACACAUGUGGUAACAGUUCGAUCUAUAAGUGGGGUUACCGAACUCCCUACUCUCUACCGCCGUAUACUGGCGUUUAUAUACCCUUCCAGCGGAAUAGGCCUAGCAUUGAGCUCGAUAUACAAAGCGAUUUAUGGAGAACGAGUACUCGGAGUUGCCCAAUACAGUUACAUUCUACGAAAAUACGAAAAGGAAAAUAAUUCCAAAAGUACCAAGGGAGACAAUAAUGUGCAGACCUCAACCACCCCCACCUUAUUACAAUCCCCGGAUAUUUCAGAAUCCAGGUCUACAACAGAAAACAUCAAAGACAAAAUUGACAAGGGUUAUAACGUGGAUUCAGAAACACUUCUUUCAAAUGUCAUUCAGCUAAGGGAUCGGCUAAUGAAAGACCUAAAGGCCAGUGGUAUUAAUGUUGAGAAAGACAACAAUGGCCCCUAUCUUGUAGCCUUUUUACAUGCGAUUGGCCCCGAAAGAGCAAAGAAAACAAAGCACUGUAUUUUGAAUGGGUCUUUGACAUAUGGUUCCAAUUCAAAUGAUAUUUCCAAGUCCACGAGAUCCUGUCGUAAAACCGAAGAUAUAACGGUCGUUGGCCCCGGUGCAUCUUGCAGAUAUCAGCACUCCGUAGAAAAAGUAUGGCUUCAUUUUAGUUCAACGGAUGUAAUCGAUCAGCUUGAAAUGGCCUACCAUAUAGAUGAUACUUCUUACGUUGAAACGUUUGUUACCAUUGGACAGUUAUUAUUUACCACAAUCGAGUGCAUGAACAUUGAUGGAGAAAAAUGGGUCAAGGUCAUUAUUAUUAUAUAUACCGCAAUGUCAAUCCUUCAGACCGUUUCUCUUGUUGUUUUGCACAAACAAAUAUCGGCUUUUAGCGUCAAAUACUAUCCGAAUCCUUUUGAACAUAAACCUACAGACUACAAAGUUGAAAUAGAUUCGCUAGACGAGUCCUAUAUUGAAAGCAAUAACGGAGAAAAACUACCGCGAGAAAACAAGGGCACACCCUUGACUGUGGAAGAGCGCAAAGAAUUUGACAGACUCACCAACAAUAAUGACCUAGACGAUUUUGAAGUCGGUCUAUACUCUAUGGUUCUGGGAACAAUAUCGUCCUUGUUGCUUGGUAUAUGGGCUGGUUAUAAUAAGCAUACCUUAACAGAAUGGCUUGUAUUAGCUUGGGUCCUUAGCCCUAUCUUUUUAACUGUUCUUACUAUACCUGUUAUGGGUCUCGGUAAUCAAUAUGACGAUAUAGGAGAUUUGUGGCUAGAAUUGAUAUUGGGGAUUUUUUCAGUUGGUGCUAUUGGAUGUCUAAUGGCUGCCACAAUUAUUGGAUAUCUACCAAAAUAA